AUGUCUCGCUCGUUCCGCCGCUCGAAUCCCAUCACCCUCGUCCUCGCCGCCAUCCUCUGCCUCGGCUUCCUCGUCUUCUUCUUCUCCGGCCCUGAUGUCCCCUCGCUGGCCAGGAAGACGGGCGCCGCCGAUACCGCCUCGAGCCCCUUGUCCCCGCCCUCGCUGCCCUUCCGCAAGUCCAAGCCGAACGCUCCCCACGCCGUCCCGCCCGUCGUGCACUACUACAUGAACAACAUCACCACCUCGCGCACCCCCAUGGAGAACGAAGAGUCCGUCCUGAUCCUCACCCCCAUGGCCCGCUUCUACAACGCCUACUGGGACAACCUGCUGAAGCUCUCCUACCCCCACCACCUCAUCUCCCUCGGCUUCAUCAUCCCCAAGACCAAGGAGGGCAACGCCGCCUAUGCCGCCCUGCAGGCCCACGUCACAAACACCCAGUCCGGCCCCAAGGCCAAGCGCUUUGCCGCCGUCUCCAUCCUGCGCCAGGACACGGAGAUUCCCCUGCAGUCCCAGGAUGAGGCCGAGCGCCACAAGAUGCACAACCAAAAGGCCCGCCGUGCCGCCAUGGCCAAGGCCCGCAACUCGCUGCUCUUCACCACCCUGGGCCCCACCACCUCGUGGGUUCUCUGGAUCGACGCCGACGUCGUCGAGACCCCGCCCUCGCUCAUCCAGGACCUCACCGCCUACGACGUGCCCAUCAUCGCCCCCAACUGCUUCCAGCGCUACUACAACGACGACAAAAAGGCCAUGGACCAGCGCCCCUACGACUUCAACAACUGGAUCGACAGCUCCACCGCAAAGGAGCUGGGCGCCAAGAUGGGCAAGGACGACAUUUUGCUCGAGGGCUACGCCGACAUGGCCACGUACCGCAGCCUGAUGGCCUACAUGUACGACGCCUCGGCCGACGCGGGCGCAAAGGUCAAGCUCGACGGCGUCGGCGGCGCAACCCUGCUGGUCAAGGCCGAGGUGCACCGCGACGGAGCCAUGUUCCCCCCGUUUGCCUUUUACCACCUCAUCGAGACCGAAGGCUUUGCCAAGAUGGCCGCCCGUCUGAACUGGGAGAGCUACGGUCUGCCCAACUACUUGGUCUAUCACUACAAUGAGUGA
This is a messenger RNA of Ascochyta rabiei, 1107 nucleotides long. RefSeq names its product Initiation-specific alpha-1,6-mannosyltransferase. The record is from RefSeq and is a predicted model, not a curated record. Lineage: Eukaryota; Fungi; Ascomycota; Dothideomycetes; Pleosporales; Didymellaceae. The coding region runs from base 1 to 1107 and encodes 368 amino acids. Gene Ontology annotation, cellular component: mannan polymerase complex. The transcript is spliced from 2 exons. Gene Ontology annotation, molecular function: alpha-1,6-mannosyltransferase activity. Gene Ontology annotation, biological process: protein N-linked glycosylation; cell wall mannoprotein biosynthetic process.